Molecule: messenger RNA, 755 nt
Organism: Amaranthus tricolor (Joseph's coat)
Lineage: Eukaryota; Viridiplantae; Streptophyta; Magnoliopsida; Caryophyllales; Amaranthaceae
Product: multicystatin-like
Exons: 2
Coding region: 55-384 (109 amino acids)
Molecular function (GO): cysteine-type endopeptidase inhibitor activity
Source: RefSeq, a predicted model, not a curated record
CAAAUAUACAAAUUUAUGUUUGCAAAAUAAAAAAAAUCUGAAGAAAUAAUAAGAAUGAAUUAUUAUGGACAGAAGUUGAGGUAUGGAGGCUUUGUGCCUGUUGACCCAAGCAGUCCAAAAAUCCAAGAAAUUGCUUCUUGGGCUAUUAGCAAGUAUAACAAUGAACAUGGAAGAUCCAUGAAGUACUUGAAGGCUAUAAAAGCAGAACAACAAUUGAAUGCUGGUGUGAUAUAUCGCAUAGAUCUGGAGGCAUCUUAUAGACAUGAUAAUGGAUCAGUGAUAAGUGUGAAGUUAGGCAAAUAUCAAGUAUUGGUUUAUCAGGAUUUCAACAAGCAGCUCAAUCUCCAUGACUUCAAGCCUCUAUUACAAUUUGCAACACAAUAAUGGUGGUGGAAUAUGCAUCCAACUUUCCAAUAACUAAGCCUAAUUACUAAGCCAUACCUAAGCUUAAUAAAAAAAUAUUUAGACGUAUUCUAUGUGUACGUUUGAGUUUGCACUAUAAGAUUCAAAAAACUCUCACAUAUUUUAAAUUUCUGAUGCAAAAUCAAAAGGACGGAUAGAGUAUAUAUUGGGAAAAUAAUUAAGAUAAAAUCUUGUAGAUUAAUAUUUAUUUACAAAAUUUAUCUUAAUUAUUUUCCUAAUGAUAUAUGUUUGGUAUGCUUCAUUAUUAUUGCAUAUGAAUCUACGUACUAUUAUCAAUAAAGUCAUACUUGACUUGAUUAUGUAACUACGAAGUACUAGGGACUUGUUUCGUA